Molecule: messenger RNA, 1821 nt
Organism: Lachancea sp. 'fantastica'
Lineage: Eukaryota; Fungi; Ascomycota; Saccharomycetes; Saccharomycetales; Saccharomycetaceae
Source: the annotation of a GenBank genome assembly
AUGCGUCGGAAAUUCAACUAUUUCUACCCCCUUUUGAUUUCCCUCUUGUUCAUCUUCCUAUUUUACAGCCUGCUGUCCAGUAGUGGUGAUCAGAAUUUUGAAAGAAAGAAAGGCAAAUCUGACAGCUCCAUUUUACGAUCAAGACCAGCUGUUCAGCGUAAAGCGGUAGCUAGCCAGAAAUACCAAGCAAUCGCCAAGAAAUGCUCCAGCUAUGUGGACUACGCAUCGGUCGCACAUAUUAGGGACACAGAUGAGGCAACACCACUCAAUCUUCCCUUUCAAAGACCACCAGAAAAUUGCAGAACCUUCAGGUCUUCGGUAGUGGAUCUGUUUUUGGAAAAGUUCACUAAAUUGCUCAAAGAUAGGGAUUUAGCGAAAUUGUUCGAAAACACUUUCCCCAAUACCCUGGAUACUACAGUGCUGUGGCACGUAACAGCCCGCGAAAAUCAGAAGCUGCUCAAUCACAAGCGGAAACCCCUGUUGUACAGAAACGAUGUUCCCGAAACUUUUAUCGUUACCGGCGAUAUUCAUGCCGAGUGGCUAAGGGACUCGGCAUGGCAGUUGUCUGUCUAUCAGCCAUUCAUAAAGCGCGAUCCCAGGAUCAAAGAGCUGUUGCAUGGUGCAAUCAACACACAGGCUCAAUUGGUGAUGGAAAACCCAUUCUGCAACGCAUUCAACCCGCCACCCUAUACAAACGUCGAAAGAGCCGACAGCACAGUUGAUAAAGUACGCCCUUACCCAGACUGGCGUCGCGUUUUUGAAUGCAAAUACGAGAUUGAUUCUUUGGCGUCGUUCCUCACAUUGUCCCGGCAAUUCUACGAGAAUGCAAACCCAGAAGACCGCUUUUCCUUUGUAAAUCUCGAUUGGCUUUUAGCGGUGAAAAGAAUUCUUGAGGUACUUUUGCGAGAGUCCUCGUCCACCUUCUCAGAAGAGGGUGCCCCCAACGAGUUCCCCUACACUUUUCAGCGAGACACCAACGUGGCAUCUGAAACUCUGCCGCUUGCCGGUACUGGAAACCCAGUCAACAGUGGCACAGGCCUGGUCAGAUCGGCUUUUAGACCCAGUGAUGACUCCACAAUCUUUCAAUUCUUUAUUCCUGGAAAUGCGUACAUAUCGGUGGAAUUGGAGGCGUUAUCUCGCAUUUUAGCGGAUUGUAUCAAGAACGAAAAGAUGCCCGAGCAGUACACUCCCGAGAUUGAGGAAUUGAAGGAAACUUCAGCGAGCCUUUCUCAACGAAUCAAAACGGGUAUUAUGGAACACGGCGUUGUGAACCAUCCAACUUUCGGCAAAGUUUUUGCUUACGAGGUAGACGGAUAUGGAAGUUCUGUGCUUAUGGAUGAUGCCAACAUUCCAUCGCUGCUAUCUUUGCCCGAACUUGGGUUCGUCAGUGUCGAUAAUGUCGUGUACCAGAACACCAGACGCAUGGUCACCACCAAAGAGGGCAACCCCUACUACAUUGCAGGGGACCACUUGCAGGGUAUUGGUGGUCCCCACAUAGGGAUUCACAAUGCAUGGCCGCUUGGACUGAUUGUGGCUAUUCGUACGUCAGAUGACGACCAGGAAAUUAGUGACACUCUUUCGGCAAUUUUGCAUAGUACAGGCGGUCUCGGACUAAUACAUGAGUCUAUACAAGCUUUCAAGCCUGAUGGGAACACUUUCACAAGGCCUUGGUUUGCUUGGGCCAAUUCGGAAUUUGCAAAAACCAUUUUGCAUCUGGCAGAGACAAGGCCACACCUCAUAUUUGGGAAACAGUUUUUGAGCGAAAAGUUUAAACUACAGAGCUUCCUGGCUACGCUGGGCGAGAGUCAGGAAAUAAGCUGA